ACAGACUUAUUGCGGUACGGAUCAGCUGAGCGGUGACAGCCAAUCAGCUGUUAGUAUCUGCGUGUGCGCGUUAUCAGUGCGUCAGUGACACUCACGGGAUUUUACACCUUAUUACUAAGACGCGCAGGUCGCUUUUGCAAUGGCAAGCUGUGGCGGUUGUUUUCAAAAAAUAACCGACGGACGGUUUUUGAACUGCAGCAACUGUCGAAAAUUAUACGACCUCGUAUGUGCCAAUGUCCCGGAGGACACUUUUACCGGCAUGGGACUGGACAUAAAGUACUCCUGGAAGUGCGUUGAGUGCAAAAGUGCCGAGCCGCGGACGGACAAUACAAACACGCCCGUACGCGGAAAUAACAAUAUAAAUAUGUGUCGUGGUGCGCGUUCGCAAGUUACUCUAAGCCCCGUGGGGCAUGAGGGGGACAGCUCCGUCAUGGAAGUGUCGUACAACGACGGCAAUUCGUCUGUCGCCACGCCGCGUGACAAUGGUCUAGAUGUGUCCCGUGUUGCGGACUCGCAGGGGCUUGCCGCCGAGCUGCGGCUGUUUCGCGAGGAGAUGCGCAGGAUGUGCCAGGAGAUGCGCGCUCUUCGUGCGUCUUUGGAUGGCCUGACAGCCAGAAUCGACCAGUGCGACAGGCGGGUCGACAGCUGUGAGGGGCGCAUCGAGGCGCUAUGUGCCCGUGUCGAGGCGUUGGAGAGCAGACCUCAACACAGUGAUGCCGCUCCUAGCGCCUCUCUCGCGGAAACUGUCUCGCAGCUCAGGUUGGAGCUCAAUGAUCGCGAUCAGGAGCUGUUACUAAAUGACAUCGAGAUUAGUAGUGUGCCGGAGAGUAGCGGCGAAAGCACGAUGCAUAUAGUAACAGCCCUGAGCAAGAAACUGGGAGUCGAACUCACCGAGCAUGACGUCGUCGAUGCUGCGCGUGUGGGGCGCGCGCCUCAGUUGCAGGAGGGUACCCAGGAGCCGGCGGGGCGGCCGCGGCCGCUCGUGGUGCGCCUGGCGCGCCGGGCCGUCAGGGACCGCCUGCUCCAGGCGGCGCGCGUGCGCCGCGGGGCCACUACGGAAGGCACCGGCAUUCCUGGCCGGGUCUGCACCUUCUACAUCAACGAGCGGCUGACUCCACACAACCGGCGUCUCCUGUAUAGGGCUCGGGAGCUGAAGCAGCAGCACUCUUGGCGGUACGUCUGGACCAGAGACGGCAAGAUCUACGCGCGACAGCAGGCGGGCACGAGCUCGCCCCGGCACCGUAUUCGCACAGAAUUAGACCUAGACCGUGUUUUUAGCUUACGAUAGGUUUGAUCACUAUAAUAUUCACUUGACGUUUAGCCUAAGAUCACUUUCGUUAGCUAUAACUCGCUUCUGUCUGUCACUGCUACUGCUGCCGCUCACUACU
Molecule: messenger RNA, 1388 nt
Organism: Leguminivora glycinivorella
Lineage: Eukaryota; Metazoa; Arthropoda; Insecta; Lepidoptera; Tortricidae
Exons: 2
Coding region: 140-1288 (382 amino acids)
Source: RefSeq, a predicted model, not a curated record